This is a messenger RNA of Panicum virgatum (switchgrass), 482 nucleotides long. Its product is annotated as transcription factor CAULIFLOWER-like. Gene Ontology annotation, biological process: regulation of transcription by RNA polymerase II. The record is from RefSeq and is a predicted model, not a curated record. Gene Ontology annotation, molecular function: protein dimerization activity; RNA polymerase II cis-regulatory region sequence-specific DNA binding; DNA-binding transcription factor activity, RNA polymerase II-specific. The transcript has a single exon. Bases 84 to 482 code for a protein of 132 amino acids. Lineage: Eukaryota; Viridiplantae; Streptophyta; Magnoliopsida; Poales; Poaceae.
UCCCAGCGGCGGCGAGAAGCGAUUGGCGGAGGCCCGGGUUUCCCGCGGGGGGUCGACGGGCGGCCGGAGCGAGGGCGAAAGCGAUGCUGCGGCACGGGCGCGUGGAGCUGCGGCGGAUCGAGGACCGCAUCAGCCGGCAGGUGCGCUUCUCCAAGCGCCGCGCGGGGCUCUUCAAGAAGGCCUUCGAGCUCUGGCUGCUCUGCGACGCCGAGGUCGCGCUCAUCACCUUCCCAGCCACCUCUAGCAGCAGUUAUCUUCUCCCUACUACGGCCCUGCAGCACCACCACGCCAAGACUCACCUCGAGCUCGAGCUCCACAACAGCAGGCACCACCUCGCUGCUUCGAUUUCACCCGAGAAAUCGACCUUCACCACCAUGAGGCAACCUCACCUCAUGUCGCCUCCCCCAUCGCCUCCUAGCUCUGACACCAUGAGGAAAUCGAUGUGUGGGGAAAUUUCCAGAGAUACACUCUCUCUGUCUUGA